Molecule: messenger RNA, 2712 nt
Organism: Actinia tenebrosa (Australian red waratah sea anemone)
Lineage: Eukaryota; Metazoa; Cnidaria; Anthozoa; Actiniaria; Actiniidae
Product: RYamide receptor-like
Biological process (GO): G protein-coupled receptor signaling pathway
Cellular component (GO): plasma membrane
Molecular function (GO): G protein-coupled receptor activity
Source: RefSeq, a predicted model, not a curated record
GAGGGAAACGAUAUAGAGAGUUUUAGAUUUACGUUCACGGCAAACGUGAAACGUCAGUUUACCAGUGAAAAAUGAUUUUAAAUAGCUGAGAAAGAAUCGCAAAAAAGUUAAAGUAGUGGAAAGACAAAACAAUAUUUGUGUGUAGUGAGAAAUUUGGCAAAAGGUCAAGUAAAAUACAGGAAAAAGAUGAAAACGUGGUCACAUUUGCCGUUUGCGGGAAGAAAAAAAAUCGAUCUAAAACUCUCUAAUAUUUCAUGCGAAGAACAUGUGAGCGCCGAUAACAUGUUUUAGACAAAGAUACAGCGGUUGGAAGCAGCAACCAUUACAGUCAGUUAUGCUCGUGUUUAUAUGAAACUCACUUCGCUUGCGACGACGUCUAAUUCGCUGAAAAAAACUUCUGAAUGGAGUAAUUUCUAAAAACAUCUUUAUUUCUAACUGAAAACUAUAUAUUCAUAAAUAUCUCAAAGUUCAUCAUGAACCAAACAACUUUGUCUCCACCAGCCUUCAAUUUAUCCCAGCCAAGUCUGACAAUAAAAAACAGCGAAGGGCAGAUAGUCAAAGGUUUUGAAGUCCUAGCCUAUGUCAUAAUAUUGGUGGUAGCUUUCAUAGGCAACAGCUUUCUAAUCAUGGCUUACAGACGUAACGUUAGUGGACAGAUGAGAUCCAUCUACAACCUUCUUGUAGCGAGUAUAGCAGCCAGUGAUCUACUGCUUGCUGUUUGGAGCAUCCCUGAGAGGAUAACAAGAGUUCUGACUGACGAUGCAUGGCUUGUAGAUGGAGUACUCGGUAUAGCUUUGUGCAAGGUCGUCAAUUUUGUCGAAAAGGUUUCCAUCACCGUUUCCUUCCUUCAUCUCGGCGCCCUGGCYAUCGAUCGCUUCCUCGCUGUAUUCUACCCAUGCAAGUCAAUGGUCUCUAUCAGAUCUUCUAAGAUUACUGUAGCCAUAAUAUGGGGCUUCUCUAUCUGUUACUGGGGACCGAUUCUCUACUUCGGGGGUCUCGGAGUAAAAGAUGGACAAACGGUGUGUGCCGUCAGAGAGUUCACUCCCUACUGGGAAUAUUGGUACGUGUUGUUUCUUGUUCUUCUGUUCGCUACACUCGUGCUUAUACUGGUGUUGUACUUGCUUGUGGCCUUCAAGCUGUGGCUCCGUAAGCUGCCUGGACACCAGAUGUCUUCUAUACUGAAAGGAGUGGAUCGUUCCAAGAGGCGUAUGGCACGGAUGAUUUCAAUUAUCGUUGCAGCUUUUUAUAUUUGCUUCUUACCCUACGGCAUUGGCUGGAUCUCGUGCUCGUAUUUGGUCGUAAAACCCAAAGCAAUAUGCAACCCUGUUUACAAGUUUGUCAGUAUUCUGGUCCUGCACUCCAACUGUUCCAUCAAUCCAAUCAUUUGCUUUUUGUUUAACUUACAGUAUCGCUUGGAGUGGAAAAUCUCAUUGCAGGAUCCACUCGGAUUACACGUGAAUUCAAUGAGGAAAAUUUACAGUCGGCGCAAGAGCUCAACGACAACAGAUUUCAUGAUGGCUGUUGGUCAGAAUAAUUCUAAAUGAUUAAACAAAACACUGCCCAUUGAUAAAGUUGCCCUAAAAUCGUAUGAACACACAUUAGUACACUUUCAACUACAGACUUUCUAGCUGACGAAAUGCUUUAUGGACAAGAAAAAUAUUUAGUUGACUGCAUAUGAAAGGUCUGUCCGUAAUAUAGGAGUUUCCAAAAUGCAACAUAAAGAAGGGACAAGAGAGAGAGAUUCAGGUGCCCGUAUACGAGGGAUACCUGGCCGUAAUACAGAGGUGUCCAAAAGGCAUCACAGACAAGAAAGAGGAUUAGGUGCCCGUAUAUGAGGGAUACCUGGCCGUAAUACAGAGGUGUCCAAAAGGCAUCACAGACAAGAGAAAGGUCCAGAUGACCUUAUAUGAGAGGUUUUUAUAUGAGAGGUGGUCAAUAGAAAAACUUCACURAACUUAAAUUUGGGAUGUAAAGCCGCCACUGGCCUUGUUUCUUUAAAAUUGUUUUGUCUAAGUAAGGGAUGUUAAAGAACCUGUUACACCGUAUGUAGGAGUAAAGAAUUUAUGUAAGAGUAAAGAAUCAUUAAUAACCAGUCUGGUCUUUUAGGAAUCGAUAUUUGAUAUGGAUCCUUGUUAUAGUGGCAUGGAACAAUAGAUGUUGCCAUGUUUACUCUCGCUUUCAAGCGCUUCAUGAGGAGUUGACCCAGACAUCAAYAAAGGAGGGGUUUCACAGCAACCAUAGGCCUUCUUUGAGUUCGAUAAACAGGAUGCAGUGUAGCUUCGGCACAAACAACACUCACAUAAGGCAAGAUGAACAAAAGAUGCCUGUACCGAAGCUACUGUAGACCACAAUGCACCAUAAUCGCUAUCUCAGAAAAUAUCUAUGACGUACGACAGGUAAAAUCAAUUACCCUUGUUUUUGCAUGAAAAAACAAUUUAAUUUCUAGAAGGAAAUAAUCCUACCAGCUUGCUCUCAAGCAUCACUGCCGUGAAAUCCCUUUUUUUCCCCUAAGAAACAUGGUCCGAUGUGAAAAAUGACUAUACUCAUCACUCAAUUCAUGGUUCCUCUCCCCUUAGUUACCGUUGCUAUGUCCAAAGUCUCAAUAAAUUAGGUAGAAUGCUUCGGAAUUUAAAACUCUGAUCGCGGAAAAUUCCUUGUAAUUUGCUUUUACUGUUUACUGUCCUUUGGAAAUUAAAGAAAAUUGCCUCAAAA